Molecule: messenger RNA, 1451 nt
Organism: Spizellomyces punctatus DAOM BR117
Lineage: Eukaryota; Fungi; Chytridiomycota; Chytridiomycetes; Spizellomycetales; Spizellomycetaceae
Exons: 2
Coding region: 311-1318 (335 amino acids)
Source: RefSeq, a predicted model, not a curated record
CAGAUGACGUUGAAUAGCGCGCUUAUACAAUAAAGAAUAAACAACUGGCAAGGUUUUGGUGUGUUUUGGGGCAGUGGCCAAAAUGAACGUGCGUUGGAAAAGGAUUUAAAAAGGACACAGCAGCAAGUCCCCCCUCGCCGCAAAAACGAAAAACCAUUUGGGAUAUCGUUCGUAUCGUUGGGUUUUAUCGACUAGGAAAAUUUCGCUCGGGCCUUUUCUCUUAUCGUCUAUCGAUAAUAUUAGUUGCUUCAAAAGGUUUCUGUUUUAAAAAGACGACCUGUAUACCUCGGACACUUGUCUGGAAAAAAUCAUGCCUGCCACCACUCGUUCAACGGUUCUUGUCACUGGUUCAGAGGGACAGACAGCGUCUGCGCUCGUCGAUUUACUCUCACUGUCACCCAACCAGUUUGACACAAGAACUGUAUCUCUCAGCAAGUCCGAUGUAUCCUCACUUGAGGACAUCUUUUCUACAACGAGAAUAGAUUCCAUCUUUCUCGUGCCUCCACAAACACGAGAUGCUAUUGCAAGAGUCCGCAUCCUCCUCGAUGUAGCCCAGCAGCACAACGUCGCAUAUGUUGUGCUUGUUAGCAUGUUGGGCGCGGAAGACCAAACUGGCACUUUUGCUGAACACUUUACGGAAAUGGAACAUCAUCUUCAGUCGUCUCGUCUGCCCCACACGAUCCUGAGAACGUCACCUCUUCAGCAAAACUUCCUUCAUCUCGCCGACGAUUUCCAUCAACCCAUUCCUACGAUCGCCCUUCCCAUUUCAAAUGGGAGUUUCGCCCCCGUUCACGCCAAGGAUGUAGCACGCGCUGCCGUGGCUCUCUUGUCAAAUCCCUCACGACACCUGAACCGCACAUAUACCCUGACUGGCCCUGACCUCCUCACUGGUGUCGAGAUUGCUGGCAGAGCGUCCAUGGCCAUCGAUCGACCUGUCAGGUUUAGGAAUGGAAGCAUUGCUCAAGCACGUGCACAAAUGCGACGCAUUAGAGAAGAACAUGAAACCGGUCGUCUUCAAGAAUGGUUCAUUCAAUCCGUCGUUCAAGUGUAUCAGGCAAUCGCUGCUGGACACUAUCAAAUGGUGACAAGUGAUGUUCUGGCUCUGACAGGCCGACCGGCGACGCCGAUCGACAUUUUCUUCCAAGAGAAUAAGAGUGUCUUUAACAAAUCUGAAGGAUCCGUGAACGAUCACCAUGAUACGCGACCCGCCGCGUGCAUUAUGGAUCGUAGUGCAGACUAUGUCUCUGUUGCUUACAAGGGUGCUUACGGCACCGGCCUGGGCCGCUAUGUUCUUUUGCCAUUGCCUGCUAAAUUGUAGUAGCUGGUGUGUUUGGGUAAUAUGAAGUAGGAUAUGAAAGUGUAUAUAGACAUAACUGGAGCUUUGGGGGCAAUAUUGAAACGUUCAAGCUGUACAAAUUCGAAAUAUGAAUGUGACUUUGCUAUUGAUGCAA